Molecule: messenger RNA, 1803 nt
Organism: Pochonia chlamydosporia 170
Lineage: Eukaryota; Fungi; Ascomycota; Sordariomycetes; Hypocreales; Clavicipitaceae
Product: sulfite reductase flavoprotein alpha-component
Exons: 4
Coding region: 1-1803 (600 amino acids)
Cellular component (GO): cytosol
Molecular function (GO): FMN binding; NADPH-hemoprotein reductase activity; flavin adenine dinucleotide binding
Source: RefSeq, a predicted model, not a curated record
AUGACCACCUCAGGCAGGACCGUUCUGGUCCUGUACGGCUCCGAAACUGGCAAUGCGCAGGACAUGGCCGAAGAACUGGGCAAAAUCUGUCAAAGGCUACACUUUGCCAGUCGAGUGGAGGAGCUGGACAAUGUAGAUUUGAGCGAGCUUCUCCAGCAUCUGUUUGUGCUGUUUGUCGUUUCGACAACCGGACAAGGAGACAUGCCUCACAACUCUCUCUUAUUCUGGAAGAAACUCCUCCGCAAGAAGCUACCGCCAGGCUGCCUCGCCGAAAUGAAGUAUUCAUGUGUCGGCCUUGGAGACAGCACAUAUCUCAAAUUCAACUGGGCAGCCAGGAAACUCAUCCGACGGCUUGAUCAACUAGGAGCGUCCACAUUCAUUGAGCCUUGCGAAGCAGACGAGCAAUUCCCAGAAGGUAUCGAUGGGAGUUUUGUCCGUUGGGCAGAUGACCUCCGCAAGCAUCUGCUAGAACACCAUCCCGAUCCGAAAGGACGAGAUCCCAUCCCCGAAGAUGAGAUGCUCCCUCCAAAAUGGUCACUCGCACCCGCCAUAAACCAAGCCAAACCCGCAACAUCUCACACCAACGGCGACACCAAGACCCAAUCAUCGCCACCACUAACUCAACUCCAUAUCCCCAAGGGUCUACACGCCACGCUCAUCGAAAACAAAAGACUCACCCCCGAGAAACACUGGCAAGACGUCCGCCUCGUGUCCUUCGACAUCCCAAACGCAGAUAAACCCCUGCAAGUCAACCCAGGCGACUGUCUAACCAUCUACCCGAAAAACUUCCCCUCCGACGUCCAAAGAGUCAUCACCCUCAUGGAAUGGGAUGCCAUCGCCGACCAACCGCUCGACCUAUCGCUCUGCUCCCUCCCUCCCACUCUCUACACGACACCUCACUCCACCAUCCGCGACAUCCUCCUCCACAGCAUCGACAUCAACGCCGUGCCGCGGCGCUCAUUCCUCAAAAACCUCUCCUACUUCUCCUCCGACCAGGACCACAAGGAACGGCUCCUCGAAUUCACAAUGACAGAAUACCUAGACGAAUACUUCGACUACGCGACCCGCUCGCGCCGCACAAUCAUCGAAGUCCUCGAGGAAUUCCACUCCGUCCGCGUACCCCCCUCCCGCAUCCUAGACGUAUUCCCCCUCAUCCGCGGCCGCGACUUCAGCAUCGCCAACGGCGGCCACACCCUCCACCCCUCCCCAUCAACCACAAGAAUACAGCUCCUCAUCGCGCUCGUCAAGUACCGCACCAUCCUGCGCAAGCCCCGAGAGGGCCUCUGCUCCCGCUACAUCACACACCUCCCUCCCCGGACAACCCUCACCGUCACCCUCAAACCCGUCCUGUCCCCCAUCCACGGCGCCCUCAACGCCAAACGACCACUCGUAGCCAUGGCCACCGGCACGGGUGUAGCGCCCGUCCGGUCCCUCAUCCACGAGAGAAUGACGCACGACUCCCCCGCGCCCAUGAUCUUGUUCUUCGGCAACCGCAACAAGGAUGCGGAUAACUUCUUUGCCCGGGAGUGGGCGGACAUCGCUGCCAAGGCGAACCUUACCGUCUUUACGGCCUUUUCAAGAGACCAGCGUGAAAAGAUCUAUGUUCAGGAUUUGAUACGCAAGGAGGCAAGGUUGCUGGAGGGGUUGAUUCCGCAGAACGCAAUUUUUGCUGUGUGCGGCGGGUCGUCCAAGAUGGCUGAUGCGUGCAAGUAUGCCGUCUUUGAUCCGUAUGUCGAGGGGGGAGACGCCGAGGAGAGGAAGAAGGUGUUGGAGAGUAUUACCUGGUGGCAGGAGAUUUGGUAA